Messenger RNA from Cyclocybe aegerita, 633 nucleotides. NCBI's taxonomy places the organism in Eukaryota, Fungi, Basidiomycota, Agaricomycetes, Agaricales, Hemipholiotaceae. The record is from the annotation of a GenBank genome assembly.
AUGAGCUCAGAUGAAGGGCAGUCGCGUCAAGUCAGGCUGGUUGGUGCCGUUGCUGGCAUGGGCAGCGGUUUGACUAAAGUUGCUGUAGGACACGGGUUCGACACAAUCAAGACGCGCAUGCAAUGUUCACCCCCAGGCACAUACCGUAGCGCAUUUGAUGUCCUAUCCAAGAUCGUCAGGAAUGAGGGAAUUUUUGCCUUGUACAAAGGAGCCACUCCUCCUGCAGUUGGAUGGGCUGCAAUUGACUCGCUCCUCCUUGGCUCUCUCCACAACUACCGGCUAUUCCUUCUCCGAAAUGGCAUGACAGAAACAUCGCCUUCUGGUGCUCCUCGACUGACGUUACUGGCUCACGGAGUUGCGGGGCUGUUUGCCGGUUGGACCAGUGCUCUCGUCGCGACCCCAGUAGAACUGCUUAAAGUCAAACUCCAACUGCAGUCACAAAAACAUGCAUCAGACCGCCAAUUCAGAGGCCCCAUUGACUGUGCCCAGCAAAUCGUCCGCGUGCAGGGCUUUGCUGGGCUGUGGUCAGGGUUCACAGGUAGCCUUGCGUUCAGAAGCAACUUCUUCUGGAUGUUUCUUUCCUUUGAGGUCGGGAGUCCUCGCCAACGUGGAAUAACCAUUCAACCUUACUGA